UGAUGUCAAACAUCUAAAAGAUGAUUAGAAACCAGCGCUCUCCUUCAGAGUCUUCCCGUAGUUGCCAUUUUCCUUCCUGUGUUCUGCCCUCGGUGUGUAUUACAGGUGGAGUGAAAUUAAGAAUUAUUACACAAGCAACCUAUUAUUGGCUUCCUUUAUAGACUGUACUUAGUGUUUUUGGAGCUGUCUGGUCAGGUAGAGCUUUAAGGAGGCGAGCGAGCGACUUCUGAAGGCUGCUGAAGAUGUUGUGCAAGAGUCAAGCGUCUGGAAUGUUUGUCGUCACAAGCGUUGGACUUCACUGCUAACAGAUCGACGGAGGGAACGGCGCGUCCAGAUUAAUAAUACAGACCGAAUGCAACUCGAGCCCGUCGUUUAUUUAAUCGCUCUGCACUGAUGAAUUUCCAGACCUCUUCGUGCCGGCGCAUUGAUUACAAGUACGGCUUUCCCUUCACGGGGUCAUUGUGGCUUUGUCCACGAGCUGAACUGAAGGGAUAGCUAACCUGUCACCGCUUACGAACCCUCAACGUAGCGUAAAUCAGGACUAGGCCUUAGUUCAAGCCACUUUUACCCAAGAAGAAAGCCUGCAGGAGUGCCUCUUGACGCGGGAUAAUGACACCGGCAUAUUUUGAGAGACGCGAGCACGAUAUUUCCAGCUGUUUAUCCUUAUCUGCGAAUGCCUUUCAUCUGCUGAACGCACGCUAAGAUGUUUUGGAGAAUGCUGGUAACCAGACCGCUGUUCUAGAAAUACCCAAGCCUAUGUGUCCUCCAGCCACCAGAUGGCUCUGUCCAGUCCCAACACCAACAGCAGCAGCGCGAGCAGCGCCGGAGGCGGGGAGCAGCUGAGCAAAACCAACCUUUACAUCCGUGGACUCCAUCCAGGGACCACGGACCAAGACCUGGUCAAGCUCUGCCAACCGUAUGGAAAGAUUGUGUCCACCAAGGCUAUUCUGGACAAAACUACCAACAAGUGCAAAGGCUACGGCUUCGUGGAUUUCGACAGUCCUGCAGCAGCACAGAAGGCUGUGACGGCGCUCAAGGCCAGCGGGGUUCAGGCUCAGAUGGCCAAGCAACAGGAGCAGGACCCUACCAACCUGUACAUCUCUAACCUGCCCGUGUCCAUGGACGAGCAGGAGCUGGAGGCCAUGCUCAAAUCCUUCGGUCAGGUGAUUUCCACACGGAUCUUACGGGACGCCAACGGAACCAGCAGAGGAGUGGGGUUCGCAAGGAUGGAAUCCACAGAGAAAUGUGAAGCCAUCAUUCAGCAUUUUAAUGGAAAAUAUAUCAAAACCCCACCUGGAGUGCCAGUACCUACAGAACCGUUGUUGUGCAAGUUUGCUGACGGAGGACAAAAGAAGCGACAGAACCAGGCAAAAUACCUACAGAACGGUCGACCCUGGGCUAGAGAUGGUGAAACGGGAGGAAUGACGCUCGCUUACGACCCAGCGGCCUUACAGAACGGGUUUUAUUCUCCUCCGUACAGCAUCGCUCCGAACCGAAUGAUCGCUCAGACCUCUCUGUCUCCGUACAUGCCCUCACAAGUACCAUCCUACCAGGUGCACAGCCCGUCCUGGAUGCAUCAUCAGUCGUACCUCAUGCAGCCCACCGGGGCCGUUCUGACUCCAGCUAUGGAUCACUCGAUGUCCAUCCAGCCCACGUCUAUGAUCGGACCCCUGACCCAGCAGCUCAGUCACCUGUCUCUCGGCAGCGCCGGCACGUAUAUUCCCAACGCAGCUAUGCAAGGAACGUACAUCCCUCAGUACGCCCCAGUGCCUCCCUCUAGUGUCACGUUAGAGGAAAACAGCGGACAGCAGCAGCAGCAGCAGCAGGUUUCCAUGGAGACGCCUUCAGAACACACUAAUUAUUCCUAUCAACACAGCAAAUGAAGCUACGGUGGUGUGGAGGUGCUCGCCGCGCUCCGGACGCUGGGAGUCUCUCGGGACCGACGGAGGACCGGAGACGACGCGGAUCACGAAAGGAGCGGGCAUCUUUUGUAGGACAGAGACAUAAAAGGAGGUCACUCAUCUUUUGUUCGACUCCUCUCUCUUCAGGAGUCCCUCGGCCAACGGUGGGAGAAGUGCAGAAGAGCUAGCACUCGUUCAUCUUUUUGAUAACAAAACAGAAAAAAAAAAAAGUGUAAAAAAACUACGUUGAUUUUAGAAAAGGGUAAGGAAAACACAAUGUGUUCUUUUAUGCACGUAAUGGCAAAUUCUUAUUUUUAAGAACUAAUUCUUUAAUAUGGGAGGAUCAAAAAAGUUAAAAAUGUGUUUUUUGUAAAAUAUGCAACUUUUUUAAAGAUUUGUUCUUUUUUUUUUCUUCAGUCAGCAGCAGUAAGAUAUUUUUGUACAGAUUAAUAUGCAAACAGUGCUUUUGGGUUGUCCUGUUCUUGAACCUGUCGUGUGAUGUUUAGGCGUUUAAAACCAUUUAAAGCCACUUCUUCAUGCGGCGGCCAUUUUAAGAAAUAGUGAUGAAAUCACUCUAAUCCAAUCCUCUCUUAAAGCAACAGACAAUCAUUAACUUAUUAUUUAUUACAGGUGUUCCUGCAUAGCGAGGCAAUAAAGCUUUGUCCAUUUGAGUUCGUAUCAAAUAUUUGAUGCAGAAAUGAAUAAAUUAGUUUAAUUAAGUUUAUAAAAAGUCGUUUUAUGAGGGGCAUUUUAAAUCUAAAGAUAACCUGCCAAACGUUCACGAUCAAUUCCUUUUUAUUUAAAAUUAAAAAAACAUUUUGUUAGUUUUCUGAUGUGUAUACAGUAACGGCACCCAAUGUUUCAGGUUUCUGAAUGCUGUUUAAACGUGCUUGAUAAAGAUCAUAGUGUUUCGUACAGAUGAGUCUCGAGGAAGUGACUUUAAGUGGUUAUUAAUAUCAAAAAUAGUUCAUAAAAGUGAUGAUAACACAUGACUUUGAGGUUUGUCGAUCCCACACUGCUAGACCUCGGCUGUAGGGAAGCAGAUGCACGUUUCAGUCUGGUCUGAAGCUUCACUUUUCUUUUUUAACCGUAGAAAUCAAUCCAUCAAACACAUGAGAACAGAAGGAAAUCAAGGCCUACAUCUUACACGUGUUUUGUAGAUUAUUUAAAAAAUUUGCCUGUCUUAACCUUCUACGAUGAAGUUUAUUUGUGCUACCUUUUAUCUAAAGUUUCCAACUACAAUCGUCCGAGGUGUAGAUUUUGAGAAGUGUUCAUCAGUGAAUGCUGAAGAAACAUCACAGUGAUGCACAGGUUAUCAACCCAUGAACAUCUUGAGAAGAGAGAAGCAAAUCCAUCGAGAUGUUUUUUCACAAACCGUUGCUUCUGGCUGAAAUAUGAGUCCAUAAUCCAUAAUACUGCUUUCUCCGGUUAAAAAUCUCAUGAAUAAGGACAGAAUCUGCACAGAUCGAGUACCGUUCACAAGCGGAAACCGUCCAAAACGGCUCUGAAUUUUAAAAGUUAAACUUUAUUAAAAAUGAUUAAAUAUUUUUGUCUGAAACAUUGGUUUGUAGGGUUUUUUUUCAGAUAUUUUUGUCUGAAGCAAACUCCUCCAGAUGUUCACUGAUGGACUGGAGUUCUGUGGAUGAUCGUGAUGUUUUUAUCAGACUCUCAUUCUGAUGAAACGCUGGAAGCGGAGACUCAUUUCUCCAAAUACGUUCCCAGACCCGAGGCCUGUGUUUUAUUGUUAGCGUGUUAAAAGAGAGACGUUAGCAGUGUGUGUGUCAUCAGGUUGUGUGUUAUCAUGGCUUUUCCAGAGAUUUGUAGAAAUAUCUUCCAACCGGUGCUGGGGUUAUACCUGAGACACGUAUAGCAGGAAAAACUCUUCUAUGAAACAGAUCACGAAGGACAGAAGCAGUUCUUCAGCGCAUGUAGUCGCUUUCUUCCUUCAUGCUGCUGGUUUUUUAAUGAUCAUGAUUUUAUCCUUCAAGUGUGAUUAGCUGUAGUGUUUGGGCAAAGCUUUACUUUCUGAAAACGUGUCGCCGUUCCUUUUUAAAAUGCCAGAUGAAUAGGAUUUUUGUGUGCAAAGGAAAGACAUUUUCUUGAGUUUCUUUAUGUUCUUCUCUGUGCUGUUUGUUGUUUUACUUGAAAUGUACUGUCUCGGUCAAUCAUGGAGUCUGAAGGAGUCUGAAUAUCCAAAAUGAAACGUUUUGAUAUCAUCGAGUUAUUUUCGUACACUUAAACAUACUGUAGAAGUGUCUUACGCUCUUAAAAAACGAAGGUGCCAUUUUUGUCUAAAUGGUUCCGUAAAGAACCUCUGAAGAACCUUUCUGUUCCACUGAACGUUAUUGAGGUUCCUCAGAUUCUAGACACGCCUUUGGUUCUUUGUGAAAUCAGUAAUGGUUCUUCUACGGCAUCUCUGUGAGGAACCUUUGAAGCGCCUUUAUUUUGAAGAGCGUAGAGUAGAAUGGCUCUUCUAUAGGAUAGAAACACAAGGGCUUAUAUUCUAAAACACUAAAGACACGACGCACCGUCUGAGAGCUUCCCUUGAUGCAUUUUACAUUUUAAUGAAUGUAAAGCCAUGAACUAUUAAAUGGUUUUCAUUAAGAGACUCUCCUCCAUCCAUAAAAAUAGCUGCUAGCGCGAUUACCGUCUAGGAUAGCUUGACAUCGCAUCCAAAGACGCGCUCAAUACCUCUUUUACAGUUUACCAUCAGUCUUCAGAUUCCCAAAGAACGGAUUCGUUCGGCCACCAAAGAUAGCUACGCCACCGAGACACAACAUGACUUUAGAGUACGACAGCAAAUUGUUUCCUACUAAAAAAAUGGUCUGGUCGUUUUCCUUUUCAGUGUGACUUUACCGUUGAUGUAUUCGAGUCAGAUCUUCUGUACUAAACUCAUUUUCGCAGUUCGCCUCAUGAAGGAAAGGGGGAUUUAUUUCGGUUGUGGAGCUGAUAAAUCGUUUCGUCCAUUAUUAACACAAGACAUUAAACAUGGUUUUGAAACUAUGAAAUGAUGUAUUGCUUUUUAUUCAGAUCGACCGCAUACAUCUAAAUUACCGUUUUAUUUUUUUAACCGCAUCGAUCAGUUCAGAUUUUCCAAAAAGAGCUGCUAGUUUCCGGAGGAGAUCAUUUCAUAGUUUCAAAAUGUGUUGCUGCUAACAUGGGGUGUUCAAGCUGUUCGCCAGAUAAAGCCAUAAAGUUAUUUUGUGUUGAAGCUGUAACCCAAGUGCCUCAAGAAACGAGCUGUUAGUUGUUUUGGGUCGGGAGACUGAGACGUGUUUGCGCUGGUGGUGGUGGUGAUGUGAUUAUUGAACACAUGGCUUGUCUCUUGAACAGCUUUUUUUAAACAUUCUUUAUUUAUAGGAUAACACGUGUUGUACAGGUAGCUGAAGAAACAGUUUGGUGGUUUGUUUGCAUGUUCACCGGAGCUUCCAGCCGGACGUUUGUCUUCCUGUGCCACAGUUUCUGAUUUUCUGUUAUCUUUUUUUUUUUUUAAGAAAAACUAAAAAAAAAACAACAAAAAUGUU
Messenger RNA from Puntigrus tetrazona (Sumatra barb), 5425 nucleotides. RefSeq names its product RNA binding motif, single stranded interacting protein 2a (gene rbms2a). Gene Ontology annotation, molecular function: mRNA 3'-UTR binding; poly(U) RNA binding; poly(A) binding. The record is from RefSeq and is a predicted model, not a curated record. Gene Ontology annotation, cellular component: ribonucleoprotein complex; nucleus; cytosol. The transcript is spliced from 14 exons. The coding region runs from base 777 to 1883 and encodes 368 amino acids. NCBI's taxonomy places the organism in Eukaryota, Metazoa, Chordata, Actinopteri, Cypriniformes, Cyprinidae.